Molecule: messenger RNA, 5065 nt
Organism: Mercenaria mercenaria
Lineage: Eukaryota; Metazoa; Mollusca; Bivalvia; Venerida; Veneridae
Exons: 2
Coding region: 1269-3629 (786 amino acids)
Source: RefSeq, a predicted model, not a curated record
UUAUACAUGAAUGUGAUGCAGCGUUUUACAUCAUUUGUCUUUGUUCAGCAUAAAGCUUUUCAAACUGACCAAUCACUGACCGGGUUACCAUGGUUAUUGGAUACGAGGCUUAUCAGUUUUUGCUAUAUGACCGCUACUUGGAAGGGGUUUCUAAUAGGGUUUAUACAUGAUAACGAUCUGUUAUUAAUAAAAGCCGCACAUUAUUAGGUCGAAUGUGUAUAAUUACAAUUUGAAAACAUAUCUCAACUGUAACCGCAGUUGGUGCAUAUAAAUAUAUAAACAUUACAUAAUAUUCCCCGUUCGUUCUAUUAAUUAAUGUCGGUGACAGUUUAAAAACAGCCGACAAAAAAGACACACAAAGAUAUAGGCGAAUUACCCUUAAUGACGCCCCUUUAUAUAUUUGAUGCAACUUUGCCAGAUGUUUUGUAGGAUAAUCCAUUCGGAUGAAAUAUUUGCACUUUUUCUUAACGUAUGUUACGUAGAUUGAGAGUGUUUGUUUAUUAAUCUAUUACAAGGAGAAAUAUAAUUUGUGUUGCCGGGGGAAAAGAAAAUACUGAGCUUGGAUAGACAAUUUUCUAUGAAAAAAAAAGAAUAAAAAUAUAUUUGGAAGUAUGGAAAAACGUAGGCGUGGUCCAUACGGGAAAAGGAAGUUUAAUUUAGAUGAUGAGAAUAUCUCCGAAGAAUUAUUAAAAUCUGGACAUGAUUCUUCAAGUUCUGACGAAUCUGAAUGCCUUCAGCGUCCGAACGAAAUAUACAGUAUAUUAGACCAUGGAAGUGAUAUCGGAAAUAUUAUAUCAACAGAUAUAACUAGAAAAGGAGAAAACGUAAGUUCUUUUCAUUUUUAGUCAAAUUAUACAUGAGGUAAGAACCAGCGGUAUGUACGGAAACGGACGAGGUUGUUUUUCCGUACUCCAAUUAGAUCCGUAAUGACGAGAUUAAGAUAUACCAAUAUGGCGGCUCCCAAGUGGAUCGCGGAAAUUAAGAUUGUAUAGGCGCACAUAUGCCUGUAUUUCAACAGUAUUGAAAUAAGUUCAGUGAUUUCAAGUGCUACGAAUGUACGGGGACUGUCAACGGAUAAAGUACAUGAAAGGGAAGAGACCUCUUCAAGUCAGGUGAGAAUAAAUUACCCAGGACCAUCAACUGCAGUUGGUGGUGGAGAAGUUGAUGCCAGAGAUUUUGAUCAUGAAUUGGAAAUUGCAGAGGAACAGGUUGAUCAGAACAUAAAUUUGAAUUGUGAACAAGAUAUUUCAAAUUGUGACUUGGAAUAUAUGUCAAGCAUUUCUGAUACAGACAUUUACAAUUUGUUAGACAUAGACUCAGAUAUUGAAUGUGUAGAAGAUGAUGACGUAUUUUGUGAAACUGAAGACUCUGAAUCACAGCCGUUAUAUCCUGGUGCAGCAGUUUCCCUUGGUGCCAUUAUGUUACUAUUAGCGUUAUUUUGCACAAAGCACAACUUAGCUGGGGAUGGAAUUCAGCAACUUCUAAAUAUAUUUGCAAUAGUUUUACCAAAUGGAAAUAUUAUGAGUACAACUUUACAUGAAUUUAAAAAAUUCUUCAGAAGUUUGAAAACUCCUAUUGUGAAACACUUUUACUGUGAACAUUGUCUGGGGUUCCUUGGAGAUGAAAACAAUUGCAAUGACGUCUGUCCUUUCUCUACAUGUGGCAAGCCUUUGAAGCAAAAUAAAGAAUACUUUUUAGAGAUGCCUGUGGAGUCUCAGCUUCAGAGCUUGUUUUCACAGGAAGAUUUUUACACUUCUAUUCAAUAUAGAUUUACAAGGACUCAAAAAGUUACAUUAAGUGAUAUAUAUGAUGGAAAUCUAUACAAACAAUAUUAUGAAAAUGGCGGACCUCUGUCUUUUCAAGAAAAUAUUUCAUUUACCUUCAACACUGAUGGUGCAUCUGUAUUUAAAAGUAGCAAUGUUUCUGUUUGGCCUAUUUUUCUUGUUAUUAACGAGUUACCAUACAAAUUAAGAAUGAAGAAAGAGAACAUGAUACUUGCUGGUCUUUGGUUUGGAAAUAAAAAACCUUUCAUGGGAACAUUUUUACAACCUUUUUUACAAAAAUUUAAGAAAUUUGAGCAAGGCAUUAACAUUACUUGCAAAGAACGUGGCCAGUUUUUAUGCAGAGCCUUUUUACUUUGUGGCACUUCUGAUUUACCAGCACGAUGUUUACUCUGUAAUAGUGUACAAUUCAAUGGGUCAUACUCUUGCUGGAAAUGCCUACAAAAGGGUGAAACUGCUAAAGUAGGAAAAGGUCAUUGUCAUGUAUUUCCUUUUCAAGAGGAAGAUCCUAAAAACCCUGAGCGCACAAAAGAAUCUGUGGUUCAUGAUGCAAGAAAAGCACUUGACAAGUUAGAAUCUGGUGUAAAACAAUAUUCAGUAAAUGGCAUAAAAGGACCAUCAUGGCUCUCUUUCUUCCCACGUUUUGAUAUUGUACAAGGAAUAGGUAUAGAUUAUAUGCAUGGUGUGCUUUUAGGUAUCCAAAAACUGAUGAUAACUUUGUGGUUUUCAUCCACGCAUAAAGGGAAGCAUUUCAGUUUUUUCAAUUCUGUUUUUGAAGCUGACCGAAGACUUUUGUCCAUCUGCCCUACUCUAAAUAUUUCAAGGUUACCAAGAUCUAUUAAUAAUGAUUUAAAGUACUGGAAAGCCUCCGAAUUUAGAUCUUUCUUGUUGUUUUAUGGCGCACCAAUACUUAAUGGUAUUUUAGAUGCCAAUAGAUUUCAACACUUUUUACUCUUAGUAAAUGCUUUACAUAUUUUAUUAAAGUCCGGCUGCACAGAAACAGAACUUGUCUCUGCAGAACUUAUGCUAGCAGAAUUUGUCAGAGACUUUCCUCAUUUGUACGACCGUUGUUUUAUGACACUUAACAUGCAUCAGCUGCUGCAUUUGGUGGAUGAUGUACGCCAACUAGGACCACUUUUCACACACAGUUGCUUUCCAUUUGAAGACAAAAAUGGUGUUUUAUUGAAAAUGAUACGUGGAACGCAAAACAUUGAUACUCAAAUAAUUACUGGUGUCUCUUUUCUUCAGAAAUUGCCUGAACUGAAACUUAAAACAAUAAAGAAAGGGACUGACCUUGAAAAGUUGUAUAAUUCUAUUGAACAUCCAACUCUUCUCACAAGAGGUAUGAAAAUUACAGACAAUAUCUAUGUUUUAGGAUCUGUUAAAACAAGAGUUCUUACAAAUGAGGAACAUGCUGCAGUUUGUGACUUUGUUGGUUUUGAUCCUGUUUUGAACGAAAGUAUCAGAUAUUUUAAAAGACUAGAAUUUAAUGAUAACUUGAUAUAUGGGACAACUUAUUCAAGAAUGAAAAAAAGAGAUAAUUCUGCUAUCUGCUAUAAACUUGAUAAUAUUCUUGACCAAAGUACUGAAUUGUUUGGACGUGUAAAAGAUUUUCUUAUUUUGGAUGUAUAUGACAAUCUUUAUGAAAAUGUAUUUGCCGUUGUUAAGAAAUUGAAUUGUAAGCAGUAUUCACCUAGUUGUAUUCUGGCUGUAAAAGAAAGUGAAAAACUUACUGCAGUGCCACUAGCCUCAAUAAUUGAAAGUUGUGUUUUUGUGUCUUAUACAACAACAGGCAACCUAAAGCGUUCAUUUGUGUGCAGAUUUCCAAACACAUUUGAAUCGGACUGAUUCCAUUCGAACAGUAACCUAUGAUGAAUACUCUUAAAACAUGGACUACAUGUAUUUUUGGAAAAGAAAUAUUCUUUUUAGUCACAACUGCAAAAAUUGUCUAUGUCAGGCUGUCUGCACACUUACUUGAGUACCAUUUUUAGCUUGACUUUUCGAAGAAAAAGUAGAGCUAUUGCUCUCACCCUGGCGUUGGCGUCCCUGACCCUUGGUUAAAGGUUUUGAUAAAGUGAAAUAUCUCUGUUACUAUCAAACUAUUGAACUGAAACUUAAAAAAGUUACUAUCAAAUCUACACCAAGAGAAACACUCCCUAUAACUCUGAUUUGAAUUUUGACAGAGUUAUGCCCUUUUUUAACUUUAAUUUUUUGGUUAAAGUUUUUGAUCAGAAGUCAAAUAUCUCUGUUACUGUCAAAGCUACUGACUAGAAUCCUAAAAUACAUAUUUAUUAUCAAAGUCUGCUCCAGGAGAAACAAUGCCCAUAACACUGAUUUGAAUUUUGAUGGAGUUAUGCCCCUUUUGACUUGGAAUGUUUUGGUUAAAACUUUUGAUAAAGUCAAAUAUCCCUGUUACUAUCAAAGCUACCGACUUAAAACUUCAAAUAGUUAUUAAAAUCUAUCGAAGUCUUCUCCAGGAGAAACAAUCCCAAUAACUCUGAUUUGAAUUUUGACAGAGUUAUGACCUUUUUUAACUUGGAACAUUUUGGUCAAAGUUUCAUAAAGUUUUUGGCAAAACUAUAAUUCAGAAUCAAGCUCUGAGAAAAGUCAAGCCACUGCUGUCUUACUGACAGCUCUUGUUUUUUGUUAAACCCACCUUUUUAUAUAAAAAACUAUUUAUUCAUCAUCUUAUUUACAUACACAAUUUUCAGAUCUAUUUUCUCUGAAUAGCCAUGUAAAGUGAAAUCAAGGAACAGUAUUUUACAUAAAAAUUUAUUCCUUUGAACAAAACUUCUUGGUUAAUUUAAUUUUGAAAUUUGUUCAAAUUUGAUUACAUAUAAUUUUAUCUUUUCAUCAGUUAAAUGAAAUAAUGUUUUUUAGUAAUGAUGAUUUUGUGAAGCUGUAUAAAAUACUAAAUGCUACUAUUGCAAAAUAAAUUAUUAAAUGUUUGCACAAAAAUUUGUCUAAGUUCUAUUUUACGUGUUAUAUUUUACGUCCGUAAUUCUGUACUUAGAAAAUAUUUUACCAAUAAGAUAAACUAGAAAAAUCUAAGUACAAUUUUACGUCCGUAAAACAGUUUUUGAAAAUCUGCGUACAAAAGUACGCCCGUAAAAUUAAAUUUUUGUCCUGGAAAUAAAUUUACGCCCGUAAUUUGCAAAAUUGUACGCACGUAAUAUUGAGACGGAAACUGUAAAAUUUGAGUUACGUCCCAGUUCCUGGUCUAAAAGUAUAGUUACGUGUGUUUUACGUGUAUUUUACGCCCGUAAUACGCCUGUUUAUUUCAU